CAUCCCCGUAGUGCCCAUCCUCCACCCUAGCCACCAGCUUCUGCGGAAAACGUGGGGUCCAGGCGCAGCCGCUCCAGGCUGUAAGUGCCGCUCCCCUCUUGCUGGAGAGCCCGCCCCGGAGGAGGGGCCGGCUCCGCCCCACCUCCCGGCCGCCUCCCUCCCUGUCUCCUAGCUGCGCCGGGGCCGAGCGCCCCCUCCUAUCUCCCCCUCCUCCGCCCUGCGUACCCCGCCCGUGAUCGCAUCGCGAGCCCCUCCCGCUGCACCGGGCUGGGGGAUUCGGCCGCCCCCGCCCCAACCGGGAGGCGGCGGCGGCCACCCAAGGCUGCAGUGGGGACCAAGAUCUAAGGCCCGGCGGCGGCCCUGCGUUUGGACCGGGCACGCGGGGUCUGUGCCUCUGCACCCCCAGCCCAGGGCCGUGGUGCCUGGCCUCGCCACAGGCUGGAAGAGCCUCGGGGGCCCUGGCUGUUGGUGAACAGAGCGUCCUCGAUCUCGCAGGCCGGGCCCGCUAGAGGCCCCCCAUGAGCUCGCCCGGCUGACCCUGGAGGCGGCCGCGGUGGAGCCGGCGCGCCCCGAGGGCGGCGGGGCCAUGGCCUCGCUGGACCUACCAUACCGCUGCCCGCGCUGCGGGGAGCAUAAGCGCUUCCGGAGCCUGUCGUCUCUGCGUGCGCACCUGGAGUACAGCCACACCUACGAGACGCUCUAUAUCCUCUCCAAGACCAACAGCAUCUGCGACGGCGCGGCCGCCGCUGCAGCCGCUGCUGCUGCAGCCUCCGGGUUCCCGCUGGCGCCUGAGCCCGCCGCCCUGCUGGCUGUCCCCGGAGCCCGGCGCGAGGUCUUUGAGAGCACGUCCUUUCAGGGCAAGGAGCAGGCGUCUGGGCCUGCGCCCGCGGGGCCGCACCUGCUGCACCAUCAUCACCACCACGCGCCACUGGCGCACUUCCCCGGUGACCUGGUGCCCGCCAGCCUGCCCUGCGAGGAGCUGGCCGAGCCAGGGCUCGUGCCCGCUGCGCGCUAUGCGCUACGCGAAAUCGAAAUCCCACUCGGUGAGCUGUUUGCGCGCAAGUCCGUGGCAUCCUCGGCCUGCUCGACGCCGCCACCGGGACCUGGCCCUGGGCCUUGUUCCGGGCCCGCCUCUGCAUCUCCAGCGUCGCCAUCACCUGCGGACGUCGCCUACGAAGAAGGCUUAGCACGCCUCAAGAUCCGCGCCCUGGAGAAGCUGGAGGUGGACCGGAGACUAGAGCGGCUGAGCGAGGAGGUGGAGCAGAAGAUCGCGGGCCAGGUGGGUCGGCUACAGGCCGAGCUGGAGCGCAAGGCAGCGGAGUUGGAGACUGCUCGACAGGAGAGCGCACGCCUGGGACGCGAGAAGGAGGAGCUGGAGGAGCGCGCCUCUGAGCUCUCGCGCCAAGUGGACGUGAGCGUGGAACUGCUGGCUUCACUCAAGCAGGACCUGGUGCAUAAGGAACAGGAGCUGAGCCGCAAGCAGCAGGAGGUGGUGCAGAUCGACCAGUUCCUGAAGGAGACAGCAGCUCGGGAGGCCAGUGCCAAGCUGCGGCUGCAACAGUUCAUCGAGGAGCUCCUGGAACGUGCAGAUAGGGCAGAGCGCCAGUUGCAGGUCAUCAGCAGCAGCUGUGGCAGCACACCCAGUGCCAGCCUGGGCAGAGGAGGUGGGGGCAGUGCCUCGGGGCCUGGGGUGAGAGGCCCCGGCAGAAUGCGAGAACACCAUGCAGGCCCAGCUGUGCCAAGCACAUACGCUGUAUCACGGCAUGGCUCCUCUCCCAGCACAGGGGCCUCCAGCCGUGUGCCAGCUGCAUCCCAGAGCUCAGGCUGCUAUGACAGUGACAGUCUGGAGCUGCCCCGGCCAGAGGAAGGGCCCUCCGAGGACAGUGGCCCUGGGGGCUUAGGUUCACGGGCACAAGCUACCAACGGUGGUUCAGAGCGGUCCCAGCCCCCUCGUAGUUCAGGCCUAAGACGACAGGCCAUCCAGAACUGGCAGCGCCGACCGCGCCGUCACAGCACCGAGGGGGAGGAGGGUGACGUCUCAGAUGUGGGCUCCCGAACUACCGAGUCAGAGGCUGAAGGACCCUCUGAUGUCCCACGCCCUGGACCUGCUGUGUCUGGCCCCUUGAACAGCUGCCGGCUCUCAGCCCGCCCUGAAGGAGGCAGCGGGCGAGGCCGUCGGGUCGAGAGAGGUAGCCCCUCACGCUCCAAUGAAGUCAUCAGCCCAGAAAUCCUCAAGAUGCGUGCUGCCCUCUUCUGUAUCUUCACCUACCUGGAUACCCGGACACUGCUGCAUGCUGCAGAGGUCUGCCGGGACUGGCGCUUUGUGGCCCGCCAUCCCGCUGUCUGGACGAGAGUACUGCUUGAGAAUGCCCGAGUCUGUUCCAAGUUCCUGGCGAUGUUGGCUCAGUGGUGCACCCAGGCUCACUCAUUAACAUUACAGAACCUGAAGCCCCGGCAGAGGGGAAAGAAAGAAAGCAAGGAGGAGUAUGCUCGCAGCACCCGGGGCUGCCUUGAAGCAGGGCUGGAGUCCCUGCUGAAGGCGGCUGGUGGGAACCUGCUGAUCCUGCGUAUCUCCCACUGCCCCAACAUCCUCACUGACCGGUCACUCUGGCUGGCCAGCUGCUACUGCCGUGCCCUGCAGGCUGUCACCUACAGGAGUGCCACGGACCCCGUCGGCCAUGAGGUCAUCUGGGCCCUGGGUGCAGGCUGCAGAGACAUUGUCUCCCUCCAGGUGGCGCCACUUCACCCCUGCCAGCAGCCCACCCGGUUCAGCAACCGUUGCCUGCAGAUGAUUGGACGCUGUUGGCCCCACCUCCGGGCCCUGGGCGUAGGUGGUGCCGGCUGCGGGGUACAGGGCCUGGCAUCGCUUGCAAGAAACUGUAUGCGGCUGCAGGUCCUGGAACUGGACCACGUGUCAGAGAUUACCCAGGAGGUGGCGGCUGAGGUCUGCCGGGAAGGCCUGAAGGGACUGGAGAUGCUGGUGCUCACAGCCACCCCUGUCACCCCUAAGGCCCUGCUACAUUUUAACAGAUGUAUCAUUAUGAGCCGCAGCCAGCAUGGGCCUGGUCCUCUUGUUCCUGUGGCUGGCCCAGGCAUCUGCCGGAACCUCAAAUCCAUUGUGGUGCAGAUUGGGAUUGCAGAUUACUUCAAAGAGCCCAGCAGUCCUGAGGCCCAGAAGCUGUUUGAGGAUAUGGUGACAAAACUCCAGGCCCUGCGACGGAGGCCUGGCUUCUCGAAGAUUCUGCACAUCAAGGUAGAAGGUGGUUGCUAACCCGGGUGAGGGGCGGCAGGGCACCUGCCAGCCCCACACCAAGUGCUCUUUGGACCUCUGGAGGGGCCCUGGCUUGGACUAGACCUUUGGAGGCCUAGUGUUACCCCGGGUUCCAGACAGUGGUUGAAUAUCCUGUCCAGUUGGGACAGCAGAGUGACAGGUGACCCAGAGCGCUGCCUCCCCGGGACAGAGGCUUGGAAAGAAGCUGCUCUGAGACACCUCCCCCCCUCACAUCCUCAGCUGGGACAGCCUUCUGGUACAGUCAGCAAGGAGCUGACACCUGCAGCUGGUUGUCACUGCGCAGAGGAUCUGCAGUAGCCAUCCAGGGGCUCCACAGCUGCUCAGGCAGGCCAUCUCCUGGUCAAGAGCCUGUCAAGCUACAGGCCAGAAGGGGCUUAAAGCAGCUCAGACAUGGCAAGGAGGACUCCCCUUCCCCCGACCAAACCCUCUGUAAGGCACUCCCUUUAGACAGAGGGCCUUUCUUCCAGGUCCGCAUUCUCCAUUGAUAAUCUAGGCAAGCCUAGGAACCCAGGUACAAGGUUAGCUGAAAGUUGGGGCAGAGCCAUAGGAUGAAUUUCAAAAGCUAAAAUAAAAUGUCUAUAAUACACCAGGAUGAGGCCUGCACCUCCCAAGCAGAUAAAGUACUGGCCAGUUGGAGGAGGCUACUUGUAAGACAAAGACUUCUCGUAAUCACACUGCAGAGCUAAGCUCACAGCAGUCUCUAUAUGACUCCUUGCUGAGGGACCACAGAGAGCAGGGGACCCAGCAAAGCCCUACAGUGAGAAGAACCUCUUAAACCAGGCAUUUCCACAAGAUUCCCAAAGCCUUUCAGGCCCCAAGGCCAUUGGGAGGGGGGAACUCUGCUGUGCUGGGCUUAGGGGAGAGGGAGCUUGCUUUACCUAAAACUGGCUUGAGGCGGCUUUGGCAAGGAACAGAUCCUGGUGCCAAGGCAGAAGAGUAAUUUCCACAGCCCGCCUUCCGGAGUCUUUACAGUACUGGGCUGAAGUAGGAGAAUACUUGUGAUAGGGUGUCACUGGCCCUUGCAUCGUACCCAAGAAGUCUGGUCACCAAAGCCCCACAGACUGAGCAUCCCUAACCGAAUUCCUCUGCUCAGAACUUGCAGUGGCAUAAGGCCAUGAGUCUUGGCAGCCCUCGUUUGGGCAGAUCUUUCAAACGCCUGGUUUGUCAUCCACAUCUUAGGGUUUUCUUUGCUCCUUUAUAAGGUGGGAUCCUCUUGCCAGUUUUCUCCAGCUGUGCCACAACCUGGACUGGGCACAAGCCCAUCUGUAGGUUGCUGCCACACAAGUCCCUUCCAUUGCUGCACAGCCUCCAGCUCGAUGCUCCCCGACCCCUAUAGCUCCGUCCCAGUUUAUCAUCAUCGCUGAGUUGUGUGGCUUGCUCUGUACCUGCUCUUUACAGACUGAAAUGCCAAGGCUGUCAUGCUGGAUACUCCAUGCUAGUUCUGCAUGAAACUUUGGCUGUGUGGUAUCCUAUGCCCCUACCUCUCACAGCUGCCUCCAGUUACUCCCACCUCCCCAGCCUUGUCCCCAGGAGUCACAGGCAACAGCACAACUUUCCUCUCCUUCAGUGGCCCAGAAGGGAGGUGGAGGUGCGCUUGGGCCCUAGCUGCCUUUAGUAGGUCAGUUGUUUUGCUCGAUGCAUCCAUGUAGCUCCUGCUCCCCGUGACUCUUAAGACCAGAGGUGCUGCCCUUCCUAUCUCUUGGAUAAAGCACAAAGUAAUGUAGUUGGCCAAGCCUGCCCCCAGGUGGCUUCCAUUUCACAACGCCAGGAUUUGGACAUCUCUCUGGGCAGGGGAGGCACUAGAACGCUUGGUGUUGGGGGAAAUAGAUCAGGGUGCACAGCCAUCAGGGCAGGAAGCAAGGUCAAGAUGCUGGUCCAAGCAUUCUGAUCCAUGGAGAGGAAAACCUGCCUACCCCUAAGAGGUCUCACCUGUGUUCUUGCUCUGAGUAAAGGUGAGUAAAGUAAAAAUUUCAGACCUAAGCCUUUACCAACCUAAGUGACAGGUCACCACUGUGUCCUGGCUGAGUCUUGGGCAUUAGUCUUCAGGCAUGCUGAGAGCCAGCAGCUGUCUGCGAGUUGUGGUCCCUUUGCUUUUUCCGAAGGGGUCCAUUCCUGCUUCUGGGCGAUGUACUCAUUUCCAUGUUUAGCAGUCACUGAGCCAAUUGGGGAUGGGGUGGGCACCUGGCUUCCUUAGAAGGACCUCAGCCUUUCUUCAGCCACUCAAAGAGAAGAGGGAAGCCCCCUGAGUCUCAUACUUAACUAAGGCACAGAAAACUCGUGUGGGCAUGCCCUGCUCCAGAAGCACUAGGUCAAUGGAGAAGGCUCACAGGUGGCAGCCACUUGCCAUCUCUUCCACUCCCAUCCCUUGCCAAACAGCCUGGCUCCAGCACGUGUUAAGUUGUGGCAUGGUUUGGCUUGAGUACUUCAUGCUUAUGCAGGCUGCUCUUCCCCAGUUAUGGCAAAAAUGUAUGCACCCUGCCCAGAACUCCAACUUUCCACCCUUCGCGAGUACCCUAAAUUUGGCUUUUCUUUUUUUAAACCCCAUUGACAACAGAGUUAGGCUAAGUCAGCCUUAGGAAUUGCAUCAGAAACCUAACAGGCCUUCUUCCCAAGGCCUGCUGCUGUCAGCAGCCCUGUUCUUGAAUGCAGAACACAGGCAAUAAGCUGUCAACCCCAGUCUCUUUAAGGCAUGAUGUUGAAGGAAAACUUCCCAGAGUUGACAGCUAGUGCCAAAGACGUAGUUCCUGGUGAACUUGGAGAGGUGAGACUUGAGUGGGACAUGGCCCCAUGCCCCAUGGAGUUAAGCACUGAUGAGGCCCACCCUAGCCACCAGCUUGAUGACCUGGCAGUCUGUCUGCUCACGGUGGCCAUGCUUUCUCAUCUAGCUGUGGCUCAGGCCAGCAUCUCUCUCUGUAUAUAUUACUGUGUAGUGUGUAUAUUUACUCCUGGACAAGUGAGCUCAGCUGUAGUCCUUGCCCAAGGACAAGGCUUAAGGUUGGGUGAAGAGCAGACUGCUGGGCUUCCCUCAACUCUUUGGGACCUUAGUCCUAAGACUGCCAGACAAUCAAGCAGGUACCCCACCAGGAGGCCAGCUCUGGGCCUCUGCCAUUAUCACACCCCUGGGGAGGCUUGGCCUGGAACUCCCAGGGUUUACUCAGCCCUGGCAAGGAUCUCAGGCAGGGACCUGAGGUGGCUCAAGAGGGCAGAGCUGGCCCCUAGGCCCUGACUCCCUGCACAGCCAGCCUGCAACUUGCCCCCAUGCACACUAGGCAGAGGGGUAGACAGGAACUUUUGGUUUUAGUUUUGUUUCUAAAGUGGUGCCUGUACCUCCAGCCCCCAGGGGGCCUUCCCUGGCCCCACUUUUCUGCCCCAACCAGGUAUUGCCAUCCCAGCACUUUGCUCCAUGUCACCCAGAUGCCCUCUGCCGAAUGUAUCUGAGCAUAUGUAUUUAAAAGGACUCAUGGGCAUCAGAAUUUAUGGUUCUGUAUCCAAUAAAAGAUGGUGAAAUUGAAAAUA
Messenger RNA from Mastomys coucha (southern multimammate mouse), 6808 nucleotides. It is a transcript of the gene Fbxo41, whose product is annotated as F-box protein 41. Gene Ontology annotation, molecular function: protein binding. The coding region runs from base 587 to 3271 and encodes 894 amino acids. The record is from RefSeq and is a predicted model, not a curated record. The transcript has 14 exons. NCBI's taxonomy places the organism in Eukaryota, Metazoa, Chordata, Mammalia, Rodentia, Muridae.